AUGGACCCAAACUUUUCAAAAAAAUCAAUUACCAAUUACUACAUUUUGACUGACAAUACCCAUCGAAUCGUUCUGUGUGAAGAUUCUAGAGGAGAUGUUGUCACUGGAAAGGCAGACUAUACUCGCCCACUUGUCGAAUACGAAAAUCAACAUGACCUUCUUUGUUUCCUGGCUGAAUAUUCUAUCAUUGUGUCAGUUCCACUUUCCACUAAAGAAUUGGCGACUGAGUACUUAAAAAGGAACAAAUCUGCUCUCCCUGUGGACGACUUGGCUAUGCAAAUGGAAAUGGUGAAGCCGGCUAUGAUGAAAGAACAUAAGUACUUUUUCCAUACACGGAUUCAAAUGGCGUUUGUUACACAGUAUCCAGUGAAUGAAGCUCUAAAGAAAAAAAUGAGAGUUCACGGCGAAGGAAUAAUGGACGACGACGUGAUAAUCAAAUAUGUCUCCCACGAUAGGAAAAUUCGUUUGGAAAAACCAAAUAGUUCUAAAACAGCAUCUGGAGUAAAAAGUAGAAUAGAAUUCUUUGGAAGACUCGAACCGCAGAAGAGAGGGACCAGAAAUCGUAUCAAAAUAAAAACCCGCUAUGAACCUUAUUAUGUCAAGUUGGAGCAUGGAGGAGGGCAUAGUGUUAAAACUUCAUCAAACACCGCCAAUAACGUCAGUCACUUAAUGGCAAGCGAAAUCAAUCCUGGAGAGUUGUAUCUUGAUAUUCUCGAUCAGAACUUUUGCAAAACUCCAGAAGAUUUGAAAAAACGAGAAGAAAUUUUGCAAUCUUUCAUGAAAACGUGGUUCAUCGUUCCUGGAUUAUCUCUUAAUCAGCAUCAACAGGUAACAGAACAACUCAGACUGCCCGUUUCACAAUUUGAUGACGAUUCGUCGCAUGUUCAAUCACAAAUAGACGAAUCAUCAUGUAAAGAAGCUCUGCCAAGUUUGGAAACUUCUGGUCCAGCUCCAACUUUGUUAAAACGAAAUAAUGACCAUGUUGGAAUGAUUCCUGGAUGUGAGAUUCAAAACCUGUGCCGCCCACCCAGUCUUCCUGUCGACAUGACCAUAGAUCAUCAGACUUCAAUUCUUCCAAUAAACGAAGCUAUUGCACUUUAUAAAACUGUGAACGUGCCAACCAUUUCAUGCAUAACAUAUGCUGACCCACAAAUAAACAUACAGCAAAAAUCCUUGGCUAAUAGCCAGAACUAUCGUGGCCGCCGUAUGCAAACGGUUUAUAGCACCCAAGAGUUCUUACAACAUCUCUAUGCAACUCUCAUACUCUUCGCUGCUCCGAACUCGUCAGAAGUCCGCAUCAAAUUCAGAAACUUAAUGAACCAGAUUUCGCCACGGAAGGUGACCCAAAUCAAAACCAUAAAGUCAGCGUUGCGCUCAUCUCUAAGAAAAAUCAUGGGAAGUGCAUCCGCUAAUAGAGAUGUGCCUCAAUCGGUCGAAGUUAUUGAAACGUUAAAUUCAUUCUUGGUUUUAAUCAAAAGCUUGGAUUUGAGCCCGCUUUUAAGUCUGGAGAACUAUAUUCUGAAAUUGGUUGAGGAGCAGAGACCACUGAAAAACCUCGUCUUAAAGGAAACACUCAUCCUAUCACUACGAAACGUUAUGCAGGAAUGUAUACUAUGA
This is a messenger RNA of Caenorhabditis remanei, 1617 nucleotides long. RefSeq lists its product as uncharacterized. Lineage: Eukaryota; Metazoa; Nematoda; Chromadorea; Rhabditida; Rhabditidae. The record is from RefSeq and is a predicted model, not a curated record. The transcript has 7 exons. The coding region runs from base 1 to 1617 and encodes 538 amino acids.